Drosophila navojoa is the source of this 2913-nucleotide messenger RNA. RefSeq lists its product as uncharacterized. The record is from RefSeq and is a predicted model, not a curated record. NCBI's taxonomy places the organism in Eukaryota, Metazoa, Arthropoda, Insecta, Diptera, Drosophilidae.
GUGCCAAAUCUUAACUUAUAUUUUUAGUUUUUAUUUUCUUAGAUUCUUUGUAGUUUUUAUUUUAAUAGUAAAUUAAAAAUGUCGGAACAUCAGUCGAAGGCACCGACCUUCCUUUUCGACAUUAUUGUAACUCGCUUGCAGCUUACCAAGGAAAAAGUCGAUGAUCCAUCAAAACUAAUUGUUAAUCUAAAAUUUAAUAACAUUCCCAUGUCCAUAACGCCCAGCCGUAUAAACGUGACCGACUUUAAGGCUGGACGUCAGUCAGCAAUCACAUGUGAUCCCGAGAUCCUUCGCCAAGGUCUCGAGGCGCAGGGAUUGCCGAUGACUGUGCGUUACAGUGGAAAGCCUGUGGGAACUGCAACAUUAAAGUUUCCCCAAUCCUUCGUCGAUCGCAUUCAGGACGGCAUGAGCGACCUAUAUCAUCAGGAUUCGUGCACUCUAGUUAAGCGUGAUGUAGUGGCUGGCACUUUGGAGGUGUUUUGCAGUCUAAUCAUCAAGUGUGAGACCCUAAUAGAAACAACAGAACCCUGUAAGAAGAGUUGUACCAACCUAGGAAAGGCCAUAAAAGAGGCAGACAUUAUGUUUUUAAUUGGCAGUAAUGACCCCUGUGAAUCGGUAUGUGAGCCAUGUGCAGAGCAGAUAGAGACAGAGGAGGGCGAUGAACGACUCCGAAUGGAUUUGAAUCGCUAUCGCGGCGACAAUGAGCGGGCAACUCUGCCGCCUACAGAGAACUAUAAGCUGGAAGCGACCUCCCUGCUGAAGGCUAUGGCAGAUCAAUGCGGUCUUGCAAUUGACUCGGUUAUGAAGAAAGUAAACAAAUUGCCCAAAGACGAGCUUAUAUUCACAGACUGGAGUCGUCAACAGACGCCGUUCACGCAAAAGUAUGUCGAUCGGACAAUAAGUGUUCCACUUGGCGACAUUGAAGUGAUGGGCAUAAAGCCCAUUCGCUUCUGUCCCGUGUGCCUCACCUCAAUGUCAUGUCUACCCAAAUACGCGCCCUGUCCCAAGUGCGACACGAAGGCAAUGCCCAAGCGUGACCUUCUUUCAGAGAAACCUCUUACCGCUGAUCAAAUCAUUAAUCAGUGUCUGAGACAACCCAAAAAACAAUCCGAAAACUUUUGCGAAGAUCCCUGUGCAGAGCCAGCCAGUGACGAGAAAGAGAAAGAGAAUGAGAACAUUCUUGGCCCCGUCCCUGGUGCCGGGGAGGGGUGUCCCAAAGUGGAGCCAAACGAAAAUGAGGACUUUUGUGUCAUAGUCGAGCCCAAUCAGCUGUCGUGCAGCCCUUACUUGGAGCGAGUGUUUGCCGAGCUUCGAGAUCUUUAUAAGAAAAGAGACGAGAAGAAGGCUGCUCAAUUAAAUAAGCACUGCGCGCAGAAUCUCUUGCAGCUCAAACUAUCCCAGAACAGCUCGCAUAUGCUGACCCAAAAGUCAUCGACGGGUGCCAUCGUAAAGGUGACCGGAAGUCCAACCUUUAUGCAUCGCAUGCCGCAUGGGCCGAAGAUUGGCCACAAGACUUGCUUGAGGCAGGAGCUCAAUGUAUCCAGACGCCACGGCUGGGCGUGGCCGUCGACCAAGAAGGCUCGCAAAUACGGCUGGCGCCCGGGAGCUAUUUGCCGCUAUGCCGGAGCCGUAAUGAGAUUUUUCUUAUGCUCAGCGGAAAAUAAUGCCUUUAACACCUGUCAGGAAGCGGAAGAGGACGAGAGGAGCAUACAGCCAUCGAUCCUCAAUAUGCGCAAGAAAAACGGCGCAAUUUACAUAACUCUGCGUGCGGUGAACAGCCCGCACAUGGAGAUGAAGCCCAUCGUGUUCAAGAUAGUCAAGAGUGAUCUCGCUGUCGCACUCAGGGAGAUCAAGAAGAAGCUGAAGCAGAAGGGCUUUCCCAAAUGCGUCUGCCACAAGUCCGUCAUGAUGUGCGUCUGCCGGGACGCCGUGGAUAAAAAACAUCUGGCACGGGCACUGCAGAAGGAGUGUAAGCUGCGAAGAAUGGAAAGCUGCAUAGAUCGCUUGAUCCUAACGGACACCAGUGAGAGCGAGAUGGAGUUCAAUUUCGAUGUGACACCCCCAUUGGCCGUCGGCAAGCCCCAGCUGGCGAUUAAGCCACGUACCUUUACAUUGAGUACGCAAACAGAUGAGAAAGAUAAAAUCGUUCCACCACUAUAUCCAACCGAGCUCGAUCCCUAUUGGCGUGUCUACGACUGCGCUGCGGGCGAUCGGUACACUGGAACAGCAUUUGGUAAGCCCGGGGAGGUUGCAUUCGAGGAUGGACUUUUUGGACAUGGGGGCGGUGGACCGCACGGUGCAUCAGGUUCGCCCGGGGGCAGACCUAAGCUACCUGGAAUAUGGGGCUCCGGGCAAGGUGGUCCCAUGCGUGGGGGCGCACGUGGCGGUGCAGGAGGCGUAGGAGGCGGGCGUGGUGGUCCCGGGGGCAUGGGUGGACUUGGGGGUAUUGGGGGAGGUAGAGGCGGAAAAGAUUUUCCAGGCGGUAAAAAGAAACCACAGCCAACUCCGUUCAUCCCUGUACGAAUGCCUAAGCGCCACGUUGAAGGUGUUAAACGAGCUAUUCAAGCCGAAAAAGAUGCAGUUAAGAAUGAAAUCGCUCGAAGGAAGAAGGGUAUUGACCUCAUGAAGUAUUUAAUGAAAGAUGGCGCUAUUCCCACGCCCUGGAAUCCGAAUGAGCCCAAGCCUGAAGUCAAGUCCAAGGUCAAGACGGGUCCGGUUGUUGGGGCCGAUGGAUUGACCGAUGCGCAGCGCAAACGAAAGGCUCUCAACCAGGUUUGCGCACCACCAUUCGACAGCUUAGCCAAGCUUGGUAAAGGUAUCGAUCCGUGCAUCAAUCAAUGCUACUAUCCAUGCGCUAACCAGUGCUACAAUCCAUGCGUCCAAUAUUGCAAUCCUUGUCCCUACUAUUGUUAA